GGCCACUUUCCCCACCUCCCCCGCUGCAAUACGCGUUCCAUCCAACGGCCCAUCUUCCCUCACUCUACUCUUUCCAACAAACUUCAUCUCUAUUUCUACCUCACAACUCCUCAAAAACACCUUUCAUAUUUCUUCAUUCCGACACACCUUGAUCCAUCCGGAUACGUUUUAACUUUUUAAAUGUAUUGUUCUGCUUUUGUCAUGCAUGAUUUGAUCAUCAGAUCUUUUAGAUUGUUUCUGAAUUUAGUGUGUUAAUAUUAUUGAUCUAACACAGUCUCAAUCGUUCGGGCUGAACCGACCCAGGUUUGCUAACCGAUUCGGCUCCGGUUGUUUAUUUUAAAUGUUAAGAAUGUAAAAGGUUUACGAUUUUGUUUAAAUUAAAUAGUUAUUGUCAGUAGCAAGUCUCAUUCUUCAAGUGGAUUUUGAAUCAUGUCAAUUUGAGUGUUAAAUGGCUCGUUUGACUUUGACUAUUACAGUCGAAAGUCUUUCUUCAUCGGAAUGAUCUUUCUCUUUCUUCCCAAUCCUCGGGGGACUAUGAUGCACGUUGCACUAGGAUUUUCUUGUUGAAUCGCCGUAGUCGUUAUUGUGGCUCAUUUAAGUUUUGUCAAUGGGUCAGGCGGGUUAUGUUCCAUCUUGGAAUGGGUACUUGAAAUUUUUUUUUUGGCUAUAUAAGGGUCAAAUGGGUCAAAAGUUUCUUAAACCUCGUAGGUGUAUUUUAUGGCAUACAAUGUCCUGAAUUGUGCUUAUAUAAUUUUUGUAACUGUAUCCAACACAUUAUAUUUAUAAAAUUAGAUAAAUUGAAGAAAGCGCAUAAUGCAUGAUGCGCCCGUUGCACUGAUGAGAGUGCACCGCCACAACUGUUGUGUUGCGUUUUUGUGAUGUGAGGAUAUUGCGCAACACGCUCUGAUGCACGCAACAUUGUUAGUUUUUUUAGAGUUUUUGAAAUGGGUUGGGUUUUUUUUCAGUAAUUAAUAUCUUAGUAUGCUUGAUUUGGACCAUUAUGGUUCCUAAACAACUUUUUUUUGUGAUUCUAGAAAGAUUUUAGUUUGCUUGAGUUGUUUUAGUUUCAUUAUGUUUUAUAAGUUGUGUAUAAUUAAUUUUUGGUAUUUUUUUAUAAAGAGUGCGUCGCAUACAUGAUGCACUCACAUCGUGCAUCACGCAUCAGAUUUUGGACCAAACGCAUCGGAGCACAUCACGCAAUUUAAAACCAAGGGUUAACUUAACCUGACCUACACAAAAUUACUUUUUCGACUUGAACAUGUUCCGACGCACCCAUUUUGGCACCUCUAUCGACUCAUGAUUGUUUGAAAUUAUGGAUGUGUGAAUUAAUGAUUCUUUCGUAUAACUUUUUCUAUACAGGCUGAAUAUUUCCGUCAGUUGCUCAAACCCAUUACGUAGUCUGUUAGGAGUUGUCAUCCUCGUUAAUUGUUUGAUUACUAGACGGUAUUGAUAUUGUCUGUUGGCUGCUGAUAGUUACUGAUAGUUAGUAGUAUAAACCGUACACGGAAAAAAUGGAAAUAACAUAGGGCACCAUUUGCUCUUUUCAUUGCCUUUAGAAUUCUCUUUUUAUAUUUAAAGAAGCCUGCUCUCUUAUGAAAGAAGAUUCAGCAGAUAUUGAUUUAUUAUUAAGUUUUGAAGAGGAAGAAUAUGAAGAAGAGGAGCUUAGUUCUGCACGAACAACACAUGGAAAUGACAAUGCUGAUACUGCAGAUUCUUGUUCUUUGAAGCCUAGAAAAACGAAGCUGGGUUUAUCGUCAUCUUCCCACAAGUCACGCGGUAGUUGUGAAGGAAAGUGUGAUAAAAUCAGGAAAACGGUGAACUCGUUACGAGGAAUUGUGCCAGGUGGAAAUUGUAUGGAUACAAUCGCUGUUUUUGAUGAGGCGAUUAAGUAUCUCAAGUCAGGUUUUGCGUGCUUGUGAGGCAGCCCUGGUCAUGAAAUGCUUAUUAUUGGAGGUUAGUCAACGGACCGUUUUUGUCUUGACUUGUUUAACCCAUUUAAGUAAGCAAAUUGUCUACUGGGUUAGCUUGGGAUGCUCUUCGAAGCCGUGGC
Helianthus annuus (common sunflower) is the source of this 2050-nucleotide messenger RNA. Its product is annotated as transcription factor bHLH144. The transcript is spliced from 2 exons. Bases 1593 to 1919 code for a protein of 108 amino acids. The record is from RefSeq and is a predicted model, not a curated record. NCBI's taxonomy places the organism in Eukaryota, Viridiplantae, Streptophyta, Magnoliopsida, Asterales, Asteraceae.